AUGGAUCAUCAAGAUCAGAGAAUUCGUAUUAACAAAUGGUUUGAUUUGCGUCAAAGAGUUAUAGUUCAACUAAUGUGUGCUGUGAAUUUGGAAAGCUUUGAUGUUGGUUACGAUUUUUCUGUACCUGAAGCACAGUCACCAGAUCCGUUAAGUGGGAGUAAAAGGAAGAAAAUGAAAGUGGUAAAAAACAAAGAUACAAACAACGAUAUUACUGAACUCCAAGAAUCAAUUGUCUUGGUUGCAAAUGCACUAACCGAAGGAAAUGCUGCAAUACGAGAAGGAAAUGAAAUAAUGAGAGAGCGUCAGAAAUAUGAAUUGCCUCCAAUUUCAGGGGAAGAAACAUGGAAUUUAAUAAAGGAGUGUGGAUGUGAUGCAAAGUCAUUGCCGCAAAUAUAUUGCAUUGUAAUGAAAGAUGCUGACAAACUUAGGAUGAUUCUCCAGUGUCCACCUGAAGCCCGCAAAGCAGUGAUAAUGCAAAUGGUCUUUGGCUCAUCUGAUUGA
Molecule: messenger RNA, 501 nt
Organism: Vicia villosa (hairy vetch)
Lineage: Eukaryota; Viridiplantae; Streptophyta; Magnoliopsida; Fabales; Fabaceae
Exons: 2
Coding region: 1-501 (166 amino acids)
Source: RefSeq, a predicted model, not a curated record